Lucilia sericata (common green bottle fly) is the source of this 2231-nucleotide messenger RNA. Its product is annotated as putative GPI-anchored protein pfl2. The record is from RefSeq and is a predicted model, not a curated record. The transcript has 4 exons. The coding region runs from base 1196 to 2203 and encodes 335 amino acids. Lineage: Eukaryota; Metazoa; Arthropoda; Insecta; Diptera; Calliphoridae.
GAUACGUGGAACAUUGAAUAAGAAAAAACGGCGGAAAACAAAAGUGUAUAAUUAAAAAAAAUAACAACACUCUUAAAUUUUAAAGUAACGGAUUGAUGACAAGAAAUAUAUAAACAAAACCUGUUUACAUUUAACAUUACACCGUUAGUAAUAAAAAUAAAAAACAAAAAUGAGAGAAUUGUAAUCAACACCACAGGAGAGGAGUGUAUGAUUGCGGUUGCUAAAUUGAGAGUUUGUGUGGGUGUGUGACAAAGUGUGGUGUUAUUGUGUUUUAAAACACAACAGUACAGUAGUAAUAAUAACAAUAAAAUAUAAAAGAAAAUAAUACACAAUAAUAACAACAAAAGCAACUAUACUUGCAUAGAAAUGAAAUGUAAUUGAAAAACAACAAAUACUACAUACUAAAUGAUAAACAACAGGGAUUUGUGUGUAUGGUAUAGAUGAAUGCUUGUGUGUGCGCUUUGUUUAUAAACUUUAUGAAGUGUUAAAAAGUGAAUUGUGAUGAUGAUGAUGAUGACAAACUGAUGUGAGAGUAAAAGGGAUAUUAAACAGCAGGCAAAUAGAAUGAUAUACUACAUACAAGCAAAAAAAGCAGAGGUUUCAAUAACAAUAUUAAUAAUCUUUUAAAUAAAGCAGAAAACCAAAAUAUAAAUUGCAAUUUAUAGCAAAAUAAAUACAGACUUUGUGUGUUCAAAUAAUAAACUACUAUUUACACUUGUUUCCAUAGAAAUUUAAUUACAAAAAACAACAAUAAAAUAAAUAAACAUUGAACUGAAAAAAAAAACAAUUUUAAAUCCCUAAAAUAUUAAAAGAAAAAUGUUGACUAACCAACCAUUACAAAAACAUAAAAAUCAACAGUAAAUCCUAAAAUAUGACAGUUAAAAUGUAAGAAAAUAUAAAAAAGAGCAGCAGCAACAACAAAAAAUAUUUUUGCUUAAUAAUGAAAAAUAAAAAGAAAAUAUAAAACAACACAAAUGUCAAUAUAAAUCAAUACAAAUGCAACGACAAUAUAUCAAAGGCAGAAAAAAACAAUAAAACCCAACAGCAACAACAAUAAUAAUAGCGGCAUCAACAUAAUCUCUUACUCAAAAGGAAAAUAAACCAACAACAACGAACAAAAAACAACAACCGAACACUUAGUAAUAGAAACAAAACGAAAUAAAAAAAUUUAAAAGGAGAAGUAGUAAAAUAAAUAAUGCUGCCGCCGCCUAUAACUACACCAACAAUAAUGAAUGACGACGUUACCAAUAAUAAUACUAAAAGUCUGGCUACACAAAGGAAACAACAUCAUCAAUCUGCCUUAUUUUCUAAUACUUCUUUUGCCUCUUCUUCUUCUUCCUCCUCCUCCGCUACAGCUCAUAAAGCUGCUGACAUUUCCACCUCCACGAACUCCUUUCCCACGAUACCAUUUAAUACCACCAGCAUAAAGAAUUUUUUCAAUAAAACUUUAGCCCAUGUGGCUAAAACAAAUCUAAGUGAUUAUACAGCUCAAUAUACUUCAUCAUUUUCAAACUCUGCCCCAGAUUCCGCUUCCGCUGCCAUCUCCCAUGCUUUAGACUCUCAGGUAUAUGAUGGUCUUAUAGGUGGUAAAACGUCCGCAGGAGGAGGAAGUGUUAGCAGUGGUGGUGUUAUUGAGCAGGCAAACACAUUUGACGGCUAUGCUGCAGCAGCCGAUAUGGCUGUGUCGUCAUUAUCGAAUGGCAGCCAUCAUUUGGAAACAACCACCGCCUUUCCAACUGCCCAAACGGUGGCAACAUUUAUAGCCGGAAAUAAAAAUCGUGCCACUACAAUAAUUGUUUAUCCUACAGUCUCACCUGAAUCCAUUGUGAUACCCAUAGUAUCUUGCAUUUUCGGUUUCCCCAUAUUGGCUUUUAUUGUCAUCUGCUGUUUGCGACAUCGUGCUAAGCUGGCUAGAGAACGUGAUCGACGACGCAAUUAUGAUAUGCAGGACCAUGCUGUUAGCCUGGUCAGAUUUAGUCCAAUACAUAGGCUUAGUGAGUUUGAAUGUCAUUACCGAUCGUCGCGAGCUAUCAGUCUACGUCCUGAACGAAGCCUAAGCCAGGGUUUUACCUCUUUGGAACUAGAUACCGUGGUAGAGGAACGCUGCAGUGAUGUAGAGCAGACCCAAACAGAAAUUUUAAAUCCUGACUCACCCAUGGAAUCUUCAACCACAUCCUAUAAAAUGUCCUUUUCCAGCAGCUAGCAAAUGCCCGUGAAAAUAGCAAGUCCUA